Podarcis lilfordi (Lilford's wall lizard) is the source of this 16721-nucleotide messenger RNA. The record is from the annotation of a GenBank genome assembly. NCBI's taxonomy places the organism in Eukaryota, Metazoa, Chordata, Lepidosauria, Squamata, Lacertidae.
ACCAGGGUGGGGAGGGGGGCUUUCUCUUCCUGCGACGCCAACUAUAAGCUCUCAGGGAGGAUGGGCCCGGAAAGCGGCCGCGCAGUCGACGCGGCUCCCGGACAGGAAAAGAGCGUCUUCUCUGCUAAAAAAACCAGAGUCCCCUACAGGCUCGAAAAACAGGCGCCUUUCCUAUUUCUACACUUCCAGUUUGCAGAGCGGCGGAAGGAUUAAUGAGGGGAAGAUUCAAGGAAGAGGGCGGCGCCUCUUCCCUGCAUUGGCCCUGUGACGAAAGAGGGGGCUGAAUGCAGCAAGCGCACGUAGCUAGUCCUCAGGAGGGUCGAGGAGGAGCGACCAUGCCUGGAGAGUUAGGCGCACAGGCACCGUUUGGUCGCUCCUCUGAGGGGGCGCGCGGCUUUUGCCACUCUCUUGGGCGGAACUAGUUGGCCACGGGACAGUGGGGGUGGUGGGAGGAAGCCCUACAUUGUUCGUUAGGGAGGAGGGGUCUCUGCCUAGCAGCUUCUGCCCCUCCCCUUGCUCAGUGGUCGCGUCGGGUGCCAGCUUUGCAUCCAGGUGCGUCCAGGUAGGGCAGCGCGAGGCACCUGUUCCGUCGGACUCCUCGCUGGUCCUCGAAAGGUGUGCGGGUGGCAGUGGGUGGGCGAGGCGUAAGCUAGGAAACGUCUGGCUUGGAGGGACGCCUUCUCCCCGCCUCUGCCACAGAGUCUCUGCUUGCGGCCAUGGUCACCUCCUCUUCACUUUUCUCCCUUCUGUCAUGGGACGCAGAGCCCGGGAAGGAAUAUAGGAAGCAACCCAAGGUAAGCUGCCAUUCCCUCCUCCUUGAGAGACAGCCUUAGUCUCGGGAGGGCCAAAUGAGCUAGUGCCUCUGAGCAUGUUUAAAGUGUACAGUGGUACCUCAGGUUACAGACGCUUCAGGUUACAGACUCCGUUGACCCAGAAAUAGUACCUUGGGUUAAGAACUUUGCUUCAGGAUGAGAACAGAAACUGUGCGUGGCGGCAGCAGCAGCAGGAGGAGACCCCAUUAGCUAAAGUGGUAACUCAGGUUAAGAACAGUUUCAGGUUAAGAACGGACCUCCGGAACGAAUUAAGUUCUUAACCAGAGGUACCACUGUAUUUCCAUGUGAAGUUUCACCACCAAAAGUGCUUCAGAGCAUAUGUGGCGGGAGAGCAAAAGAGCUUAACUCUGAGAGGAAUGCAUGAAGUGAAAUGAAGAAAGCACCCCUGAAUUGGCGCUCAUCCCCCCCCCAUCUGUCUGUGUGCUGCGCCACAUAUCUGGGAUGGGAGCAAGAUGCUGCAUAUUUCUUUAGCACUUAAGCCAUACUUCACCUUUUGGUGCCCCUAGUUUGGGGAAGGAACAUGGGGCGUAGUAAAAUGCUGUUUAAGAACAGCCUGCUGUUUUAAGCAAGAUUUGGUAACCGUACCGUGAAGGGAAAUGGCCACAAUGAUUUAAGCAGAACACUUCUGCCUUAGAUUGCCAAAUGCCCAUUGGUAAAUAUAAACUUAAGGAUUUCGCAACACUCGAAUCUUCCAGCGUUCAGCUUCAUUGGAUGGCCACGAGUUCUAGUGUUAUACGAGAGAGAGUUAUACUAUCCCCCUUCUCCAUGCCAUGCAUAAUUUUGUAAAGCUCUAGGAAGUCACCUCUUACUUUUUCUCUUAACCUUUUCUCUUACCUUUUCUGAAAAACCCCAAACGCUGCAACCUUUCCUCACAGGGGAAGUUACUCCAUCCUCUUGAUCAUUUGGGUUGCCCUUUUCUAACUCUACAAUAUCCUUUUCGAGGUGAGGGGGAAAGAAAUGCUCACACUACACAGUAUUCCAAAUGUGGUUGCACUAUAGGUUUGUAUAGCGGCAUUAUGAUAGCAACAGUUUUAUUUUUCAGUUCCCUUCCUACUGAUUCGUAGCAUGGAAUUUGCCUUUUUCUCAUCUGCCAUGUUAGCUUCUUCAUCAAGCUCUCUACCACAACCCCAAGAUCUUGAUCCUGGUCACUUGUUUACAUUGAAUCGAACCUGUCAUUUUACCAUCCAGUUGGGAGAGGUCCUUUUGGAGCUCUCCACAAUCUCUUUUUGUUUUAACAACCCUGAGCAAUUUAAUAUCAUCAGCAAAUUUGGCCACCUCACCGCUCACCCCUAACUUGUUUAUGAAUAAGUUAAAAAGCACAGGUCCCAAUAUUGAUUCCACUUUCUACAUCUCUUCAUUCAGAGAACUGUCCAUUUAUUCCUACUUUGUUUUUCCUGCUGCUUAACCAAUUCCUGACACACAAGAGGACUUGCCUCGUGCUCCAUGACUGUUGGAACAGUGUCUUCAGAGUUGUUCUUUUUAUAUCUAAUUUUGCUCCAUCUUAAACAAUACCAUACAUAUCGACCAACCUGGGUUGCUGGAUGGACUUCAGGCCAAACACCAGUACUGUAGUUGUUUAAGUUACUGGUGAUUUAUUUUGGUUUUUUUAACCUACAUCAGCUGCAAAAGGUGUGGAUAGCUGAUGAAAUAGAGAGGUUUCUUAACAGACUUCCCUUUAAAAUCAACUGUCACUACCCCAAGCUGCUCAUUUUCCCCAUUGAGUCAAUCGCCCAUCUCCUACUACCCUCCUUAGAAAAACCCCAUCCCACUCUCCCACUAUAUAUAAGGGUCUGAUGACUUCUGUUUCAGUGUAUCUUAAGAAGUGUGCAUGCACAUGAAAGCUUAUACAAAGAACAAAUCUAGUUGGUCUCUAAGGUGCUACUGGACAAUUUUAUUUUUUUAUAUAUUUUGACUGCGUCAGACCAACGCGGCUACCUACCUGAAUCUUUCCCCAUGAGGAAAGUGAUGCAAGGACCUGUUAUCUUUUUCCUGCAUAAGGGAAAAGGCGGGGAGGGUGGUGGUGUUUAGUGAGAGAAAAUGUCAGAGGCAAGAAGCUGCUCCCUGCUCACCUGAUGCCAGUUUCCCACUGAAGCAGAUUGCAGACCCUGCAGCUGUUUGGGACAAAAAGAGGAAGGAAGAAAGAAAGAAAGAAAGAAAGAAAGGCGUGUUAGAGUAAGCAAGGCACAAGGCAGAGUAUGGUCUUUUUGGUGGUUGUCUGUUGCAUUUGUUUAUAUAAUGUUAUUGGUAGAGGCUAUUACACUGGUCGACAAUAAUUCAUGUGCAUGUAAAUAUUGGAAACCGUUUAAUCUAUCCUUGUGUUUAUUUUAAGCUGUUUGUCUUUUUUAUAGUUCUGUAGGUCUUAUCAUUUUGUAAUUAUUUGUCUGGUUUUACUUUUUCAUAUUUUUUCCCAUUGCGUGCAGUAUCUGUGCCCACACAGGGGAGGGUGGUCAUAUUGGCUUUCAAGGUUGAGAAACCUAUGUCUCUCCAUAUGUCGCUGGAGCCUAAUUCCCACCAUUCCUGGUCCUUGGCCAUGCUGGCUGGGUUUGAUGAGACAACAUCUGGAGUCCCAACAACAACUGGAAGGACACAGGUUCCCUACCUCUGCUCUAUGGAGGUUUUUGAUCAAAACAUGAAAGGGAAGCAAAUCUUAUCUUGCUGGCUCAUCACAGUAAACUGAGAAUUGCAGAAGUUAAACUUGCUGGAUUGUUCUUUCCUGCUGGCUUCUAAGAGAAGGAUGAUUUAUGCAGCCUUUGGGAGUGUGGAAGAACGCAUACGAAUGGCUAGAGAACUGAAUGUUCUUCUGUAGAUGCAGCUUGAUACUGAAAGGUCAUAUUUCAAACCUUUUUGGAGAUUGGGAGCAGGGUGUUAAUAUAUGAAACCCCAGCAUCUCUAUUGUAGACUCUGACAUUCCAGUAGAUUUUGUUUAAACCCAUUAUUCAAGCUUUUGUCCAGUGGUUCUUCGUGUCCCCUAAAACAGGAAAAUAUUAGCCUUCUCUUAUUGUGUUGAGGACCUAAGUUACUAGCACAAGUUCAAGAGGUUAAGCAGGGUUCAGACCCCUGAGCCACCCUGAGAGGCACUUGACAGAGGUAGGUGAGGCCAGAGGCAAACAUGGAUGGGGGCAUGGAAACACUACCUUUGUACAGUGUACUAGUUUCUACACACUCUUCUCUGUCCGCCAUCCAAACUAGGCAUGAUCAGAGUUCAAGGACACAUUCCGUUCAGACAAAAAGAGCAGGGUGCAAAGUGUGUCUGUGAGGAGUGUGGCCUGUGAAGAGUUCUGAGGACCAGACAGAUAUUUAUUUAUUAUUUAUAUUUUUUUCAUCUAAUAUAGUUAUAGCCCACCUUUCUCCCACAUGGGAAUCCAAGGCAGCUCACAACAUUUAAGAACAACAUUGUAAAAAUACAAAGUUAAUAAAAACACACUAUUGAAAAGCAAUAAUUAAAGCACACCAAAACAGGUUAAAAUGCUAGCAGUUAAAAUGCAGUUUGCCCUAACGGCAGCCCAGUGAGCGGCAUUAUCUGCUCCUGAAUUAUCAAAGUCCUGUCUGAAUAGGAAGUUGCUAGCCUGCUGGCAGAAGGACAGCAAAGACGGAGCCAAUCCAGCCUCUCUUGGGUGGGAAUUCCACUAAAUGGGAGCAGCCACAGAAAAGGCUCUCUCAUUUCACCACCAGCUGUGCUUUUGAUGCCUAUGGAUCCAAGAGAAGGUGCUCACCUAAGGAUCUUAGCACCCAGACAGGGAGAUAUAGCCUUUCAGGCAGCCUGGGCCCAAGCCAUAUGGGCCUUCAUAGGUCCUGCACAUUGAAUUGUGCCCAGAAACAGACCAGUAGCCAGUUAAGUUGUUUUAACAAGGGAGAAAUAUGCUCCCUGUAAGUGGCCCCAGUCAGCAGUCCAACUGCAGCAGUCUGGACCAGCUGAAGCUUCUGAACAUUUAAAAGUGUUCAGGCAGCCCAAUGUAGAGUGUGUUGCAGUAGUCCAGCCAGGACGUAGCUAAGGCCCCGGGGCCUGAAGUUCCCCACUACAGAAAUAAAUGUACCAGCCUUGCAUCCAGAUUUCAGUCCUAGCAUGGACCUCCAAUCCAGUGGUGCGCAUGUUCAGUGGCUGGGGCUGUGCAUGCCUAAUCUCAUCAAUUAAUGAUCAGCAGUAAUGCUGUAUCAGCCCCACCAGCUUUUUGAUGUUAUGAAUGAUUUUCAAAUGGGUGCAAUUCAUGUAUGUAUUUUAGCUAGAUUAGGGUGGGUACUACUGCUUUCUCUUUCUAAAUCCCAGUGUGCAUACAUGGCUUUAGAAAGCUCAGGAGAGAUAAGUAGUGUCCAAGUAAUGAGUACCAUUAUAGGAUUGUCUGUAGACAUCUCUGUUCCUUUCACUGCUUUAUACUACAGUAAGUUAUAGGCUAUUUCCAUCCUUGCAGCUUUCCAGGUGGAAUGAUCGUCUCCACUCUGCAUGCUGUUCUGGGGGCUCACCCAACUCCCUUGAAUCCUAUUUUAGGGUGCACCAGGUGUGUGCUGGGGAGGAGAGUGGGAAAUCCCUAUAGCAGAAGUCUCUUCCUAUGGUGACAGGAGUCCUUAAGUGAAUCCUUCCCUUGAUCUCAUGUAUUGAUGUGCUUUGCCAAUGAAUUUAGCUUAAGGGGAAUACUUGGACAAGGAGCAGCUGCUGUUCCAUUCUGCUUCCGUUACACUGAGAGCCAGUGUGGUGUAGUGGUUAAGAGCGGUAGACUCCUAAUCUGGGGAACCGGGUUUGCGUCUCCGCUCCUCCACAUGCAGCUGCUGGGUGACCUUGGGCCAGUCACACUUCUUUGAAGUCUCUCAGCCCCACUCACCCCACAGAGUGUUUGUUGUGGGGGAGGAAGGGAAAGGAGAAUGUUAGCCGCUUUGAGACUCCUUAAAGGGAGUGAAAGGCGGGAUAUCAAAUCCAAACAACUCUUCUUCUUCUUCUUCUUCUUCUUCUUCUUCUUCUUCUUCUUCUUCAGAGCAAACUGUAAUUGAGUAAUGUACAGAAUGAACUUACUAACCAGAAUUUCAACAAGUUACAAUAAUACAGGUAACAUCUUUGCAGCUGAUGAAAAAGAAAGACAGUAACUUGUUUCUUUUGGGUGUUCCAUAUUACAUCCUUAAGACAACUUCCUAGUAUUGUUCAACGUGUUUAUUAAAGGGGAAGUGUUCAGAUGGGUUUGUCAGUGAGAACAAGGAACAAUACAAAUUCAGUGUCUGAGUAAACCAUUCCAGAUAGGUAUCAGUGUCAGGCAAUUUUUAUUGCAUUAUCAAUCAGUCAGAAUUUUCUCAUGCUUUCAAAUCACUUCUGUGUUUGUUAGUCAAGGGAAGAGAAAGGAUUUUGGUGAAGCCUUGGAAUUUUACUCAGCCACAUCCCUAGCACUUGGAAGUUCAGCAGGCAUUGCUGACUCAUUUUCAAGCUUAUUUUCUCAACCUUAAUGACUGCAAUGUUGCUCCUUUAAAAUAGAACAGUUUUAUUACUGUUUGUAACAUUUUUUUCCAGCCCUUCUUAUUUUCAUACACCACUUAGGGUGGUUUGCAACAAUUUGAAUGCUUUUCGCUUGAAAACUAGUGUUUUACUCAUAUGAAAAAAUAACUGGAUAUUUUGAUUCACAGCUUGUUGUUUGGUUGACCACAAUUACUGUAAUUGGGUGACAGCCCCUAAGUAUAAAAUACAUGUAAUCUGGAAUAGCUAGACUACCAUGAGUGUUCAUUGUUGCGUGAGUGUUUUUAAUCUCGUCAGCUAUUACCUUUCGUGCCGCUAAUCCUGGAUCAUCUUCCUUGCAUAAUAUAAAUAUUUUCUUUUGCAAAGCUAGACAAAAACCUGCUGUAUUCUUAGCUCUUGAAGGCAUAGCAACUAUCUGAUUUCUUUAAACUGUUUAAUUUAAGGCUUGGAGCUCAAAUCACACCUGCACACAGAGACGGGGCAUAUUUGGACUUUAAGUAUUUAAAGCCCCAAAUAUGGGAUGUUAUCCAAUGCAAGAGAUGUGCACUAGCAGAACAGAACUUUUUCCUCCUCUCUUCUCCCUUGCAGCCCCCCUAUGCUCUGGUGAACUCUCAAAAUCAGUUCCAGAGCCGUACACUAUCCAGCUUUGAAUGACUUGUAUGUACUGGGGGGGGGGGGAUGUAAAACUGUGGUGUGCUGGAUGCAUUCUGACCCUAUGUCCUUCAAACCAAAUUUAUUAAUCAGGUGUAGAAAUUGAAGUUUCCCUUAAAUGAAUUGAAUUUCCCUUUAAUACAAUUUUGACGUGCCUUUACUAAUAGUGCAGGAUCCAGUCCUUUCCAAUUCAAACCACCCUCACUCCCAAAUCAAAGUUUGCUGAAUCUCUGGAAUAUUUUAGAUAGGAAACCCAUUUGACUCAUAUUGUGUGCAUAAAGUGUCCCUACUGAUAGAUCCCUUUUAAACAUGUCACAUUCCUGUUAAAAAAAGAAAACUGUUCUCUGAGUCACACUGGAUUUUUAUUAUUAUUUUUUUUAAAUCUCAGAAGGAUGAUAAGGUGCCUUUAAUACAGGCAUAGGCAAACUCCGGCCCUCCAGAUGUUUGGGACUGCAAUUCCCAUCAUCCCUAGCUAACAGGACCAGUGGUCAGGGAUGAUGGGAAUUGUAGUCCCAAACAUCUGGAGGGCCGAGUUUGCCUAUGCCUGCUCUAAUACUUUCCUCUUUAGUGGGGAAUGAGAAUGUAGGGCCUGGCUGGACCUUGACUGUUGCAAUGUGAGCUGUGUAUUCUUGCCAAUAUUUGUGGGAGUGGAGCAAAUGGUCCUCCUGUUUGCUAGGGGCAGAUAUGAUCCACUGGCUGAAAGGUCACCUAUUAACUGGGGGAACCUUAGCCCCACCCAAAGCAGAUCUGGCAAGUAGCCGAUUCCCUGUAUGGAAACAGGAGCAGCAGUGGAUCAACAUUGGGGUGAGUAACCUUUUUUGGUCAAAGUACUGCAUUCCCCUUCUGGGCAACUUUUCCAUAGGCCACAUAUCAGUAGUGGGCAGGGCCACAGGCAAAAGCGAGCAAAAAAAUACACCUCUCUUCUCCAGUCAGGCAAAAGUGUGAAGCAGAGCUGGUGAGGGGUGCAACUGGGGGAGGUAGUGUGGCUGGAGAGAGUCUGAAGGGCCAGAUUGAGAGGCACAGAGGGCCACAUUCAUGUCACAAGCCUGGGAUUCCCCACUUUGAACUACAGCAUAGGAUUGUUGUACAGAUGGGUAAGAUUAGUAGGGGUUGAUACUUACCACACUCCUUAAGCCUUUAGAUCAGGCUGGACUAUAUUUCUGGACAAUUAAAAGGUUGCUCUCAGUGGAUCUUUGUGAUCAGGUUUCUGACUUCUACACUGGCUAUUUCUCUUCAGCAAAAGUGCGCACCAAUUUACUUGUUCUUUGUUUGAGAUUCAUUUAUAAACACCUGAAUCAAACAACUGCUAAGUGGCGUAGAGAGAGGGGGGGGAGGGAGAAAAAUCAGUUACAUAGAUCAGCAACCUUUAAAAACAAGUAUAUGUAGCUAAAUUAUGUGCCUGGAAAAGUUUUAGCAGGCAUCUAAAACAGGAUUGCAAGGGUGCCUGCCUAAGGUUAAACUUAUCACCAUAAAACAUGCUGUGAUAUAGCUAAACGGAGCCUUUCCACUACUUAAGAAUAUGAGCUAUAUAACUGUAUAAAUUCUUAAAUACUAUAUGACAGCUUUACUGUUUCAGAAAAUAGUACAAGUUACAUAGCUCAUUUAAUUGCUCAAUUUGCUCAUGAUUUGUAUGAAGCUAUAUUAGGAAGGAUGGGGACUAAAUGUUAAUCAGAUACAAUAACAUAAACUGGUGUGUUUGAAUAUGGCAUUUAAUUUCUCUACCUCUCCCUCCACCCCAUUUUCUGUCUCUGCAUUUGCAAGUCACUGAGCAAGAUCACGGGCAUGUCAAGAACCCAGACCAAUUUCAGUAACAAGAUCAAGUAGUUAUUAGGCAGAAUGGUUUUAAAUUGUUGUUAGUUUUUCUUGCUGGUAAUUUUUUUGUAUUUUCUUUUUGGUAAACCACUUUGAAUCUUACGGGGUGGGGGAAAAUAAAUUCCUUUCCCCACCCCAUGUUUGUUUUCUUUUUGGAAUGGAAACAGUCUAACUUAGUCUGAGGCACCAAGAAUAUAUGAUAAUGUUAAGUCUCAUUACAUCUUUGAUAUUGGAAAGGAUGGCAUCAGUAUAUUGGUUUGGUUAUAAUAUUGUCUUUUGGUUGCAAACAGUAUUCUGUAUUUGCUAUAGUUUGUGGUGAGACUGUUUUAAGAAUCAGGGACAAGUAAUUACUAGUCUGAACCACCCUGAGACCUCUGGGUACAGGGCGGUAUAUAAAUUCAAAUAAUAAUAAUAAUCAAGUUUUUGUUUUUUUAACUGAAAAGCAUGCUGGAAGGCAAAGAUUUUGAAAAGAGUAAUGGCAGUGGGUUAAGGAGAAGGGGAGGAGGAAUGCUUAACCCUUUCCCUACUAGCUGCUUUUCUGCUCAAAAUUCCCUGCAGCUUCUUUUCCAGAUGCACAUUUACAAGUGUAAUACAGGCAGCUAUUUACACAGUGAUUAUAUUUACACAGUGAUUACAUUCCGAGGCACAGGGUGCAUUAGCAGGAUGUGCGUAAGCCCACCCCGCCUCGUUCUGCCCCUGCCCCAUCCCCUUGCGGUGCUGAAAACAUCAUACACAUAUCGAUCAUGCACAAGUAGGGAGGCGCCUCUACACAUCUCAGAUCUGCAGGGGAACCAGCUGGGUAGGGAACUAUUUUGAGCAGAAGAGCUGUCAGGAUAAGUCUUGGUGGGUGCGCAUGCACACAUCCCCACACUAUGCUGCCACUCAUUUGUUCAAAAUCCAAACUCCUGAGGCUGCUUUUCUUUUCUUUUUUUACCCAUCCCCAUUCAGAUUGCCCAUGCAAAAAGGACAUGUUUGACUCCUGCUGUUGCUUAAGCCAUGGAAGAUAGAGUUGGUGAAAGGGAAGGAACUGGCCAGACACCCUGUUGCACAUGCUUCCCAGCUCUCUGGUGGGGGCAGGGAGGGGGGCGGUAAAGCUGAAGUCACUGUUGGCUUAGAACAGCUUGAUUCUGGUUGUGUCUUGUGCAAGCACUGCAGGUCAGUUUUUACAAGCUCAGCAGUAUGCCCAAGUUCCUCUUUGUGUGCGUUAGUGGUUGGUUCAGUGUUGCUAAUUUAUGGCACUGUAGAAAUGCUUUCGACCACAUCUAGUUCUUCAGCUUGAUGUUUUUGAGCCAAGGUGAUAAUCCCACCACCAAUGUUUUGGACCAUCAGGCCCAACCUCCAUGGCCGAUGGUCAGGGAUGAUGGGAAUUGUAAUCCAUCAACAUCUGGAGGGCAGUGUUGGCUCUCUUUGUUCUUUGAGGCUGUACUCCCACUAAUAAUAUUUUCACGGGGGGAGAAGGAAUCUUGUAUUUCAAGUCUGGUAUGGAAGCUUUGCCAAGAACAGCAUGUACAUUAAGGAUGUACAUCAAAGGUGAGUGAGUGUUGAUGGGCAGCCUCAGUUCACACAGAGACUGCUGAAUCUGUAGGUGGAGGCCUCCUGCUUGCACAAGAAGAAGCCAUGUGGAUGAGACCCCCAUAUAUAAUUGUAACUUGUAUAUUUGUAAAUAAACACAAAUAUUGCAAAGCACCAACUAGCCUCCAAUGACCUCCAUCCAACGAAAACCAAACACAGGUAGUGCUAUCAUUGGGCUAUGCAUAAUAUUAGGUAACAACCAGCAUCUUGAAUUGUAAUUGGAUUCACACUGGCAUCCAAUGCAGAUUUGAUGCGACAAUAUAAUAUAUUUGUCACAGCCUUCCCCCACUAUAUUUGCUACUGCAUUCUGCACUGGCUGAGGCUUCUGAACAGUCGUCGUGAGCAGCCCCAUGUUCAGUGUGAUGCAGUAGUCUGUCCUCCUUAUGUUCCUAUUAACCAGUGGCGUAGUGUGGGGGGUGCAGGGGGGCCGGCUGCACCGGGCGCAACAUCUGGGGGGUGCGCGCUCGCACUCGCAGCUCUCUGCCCCCUGCUAAAAUCCACGGGUUAGGGGGCGCAAAUUACUUGCCUUGCCCUGGGUGCUGACAACCCACGUUACGCCACUGCUAUUAACUAACAGUUCCUGAGUCACCAGCAUCUCCCAGUCAGGGUGGAAGAAUAUGAGUUAACAGCCUUUACUGAGUUCAUGUGUUCAACCUCCAUUAACCCUUCUGAUAUGCAUUCAGAAAUUGCAGUUGUCAGCGAAUCCACCUUGUCCAUAGUUUCUUUUUAAAAUGAGCUUGGGGCAGUAAACUUUUGGGGUUUUUUUAAUAUGAUGAGGUUGACAAUUUAUGCUUUUUAGGCUGUUGGGAUAUCCUCCUUUUACUUUGCAGCUGAUAAGGAGAAAAUGUGGCCUUUCAGGUGCCAUCUGGGUUACAUUUUCCAUCAUCACUGCAUUGGCAUGUUGACUGGGGAUGAAUGGAAUUUGCGCAUUGGAGAAAUGGGAGUCCCUGUAAAAAAAAAAAGGAGAGGGAACUUCUGCUGUCAGGAUUUUAAUAGCCAAAAUGGACAAUGAAGUGUCUGGUGUGCAAUUGGUUGCCCACACAUUCCCCAAAACCCUUCUCUGUGCUGCUGGUGGCUUUGGAGUAAACCUGAUUUGGGGUUAGAACCAUUCCAAUAUGCCGUCCAGAUUAACAGUAAAAAAGGCAGGUUGCUCUUUAUUUUGUCACAAAUAUAAACUCUUAAGUGAUAUCUGUACCGCUUCAAAAUACUGCAAACGUUUCUAGUAAUUAAACUACAACAACAACACAAGCAUUUGCCCAGCAGAAAACCUUUUGCAAAAAGCAGUCUGUGCAAGAUGCUGGCAGCCCAUUCUGUGAAUGCAGCAGUUCAGUUAAUUCCGUAUCAAUAAUUCAUGGCACUGGCCUAUUUGUUAAUUACUGGCCCAUGGCCCAGUUCUCCUCCCUGCUCCCCCUAAAAGCAUACAUUUAUGGGAUGGCUUGCAGGGAUUUCGGUUCCACAGCAGUUUAUGCUUAUUAACUUUGAACACAAUAAUGCUGAAGGGGACAAAAAAAAAUUCCUCUGGUUUUCAAUCGUUUAUUCCAGCUAUAAUCUCAGUAAACUCUUAAAAAACAAAACCGGCUCUUCCUGUGCUGGCAAACGACAGUGUUCUGCACAAACUAUAACGCCCAUUUACAUGUUAUGAGGAGCCUCUUUCUGUAGGUUCAUCCCAUGAUAAUGGCUUUAAUGCAGAGGUUGUUGCCGUGGUGUCCUCCUGAUGUUGUGAAGGACAACCCCCAUCACCCACCUAUGCUCAUAUCCUGCUUUGGGAAUAGGCAUCUGGUUGGCUAUUGUGAGAAUAUAGCGCUGGACUACAGGAACCAGGAUGGCUUCUCUUAUGUUCUCACCAUUGAGAAGGCUGGUGGGAGUUUGUAGACUGCAACAUCUGGAGGGCACUACGUUUGCUAUCCUUGGUUGAAAGACCCACAUCCAUAUACACGGGAUCAACCACAGUGGUGUUUCUUCCACAAUUCACAUCCUUGGUGGGAAGCUUGUUUCAGUAGCAGGGUCCUCUUAGCCUUUAAACCACUAGUCCAAAGGGCCAUCUUGAGCACUGCUGGAAUGCUGAAAGCAGUGUUGCCCAACCUGGUGUCUUCCAGAUAGCUUGAGCACAGUUGUCCAUGCAUUGGUGACUUCAUGAUUGGAUUAUUGCAAUGUACUCAAUGUGGGGCUACCCUUGAGGGUUGGUCAGGAGUUUUGCAGCUGGUACAGAACAUGACUAGGUUGCUUGUGGUGACAAACUAACACCAGCAUAUAAACAUCCCGCUUGCAUGAUUUGCACUGGCUACCAAACUGCUACUGGGAGAAGUUCAAGGUGUUGGUACUAACAUACAAGGUCCAGGACCACUGGAGUGCACAAGGUUGGGCAAGGCUCCUUUAAGCACUCCAGAAGUGUUGCUAGAUCCUCUCUCCGCGGCAAUUUAAAGUGCUUCCAUGAUGCUUUAAGGGUAUUUGGCGUGAAUGUGGCCAUAGCUGCCAAUGAUUCAUUUGCUCAUCCUUUAUUUUUAUUUUUUUAAUAUUCCACUUAAUAUAUAUUGGGCUUCUUCUGGCCCAGGCAGUAUCACAGGGAUAGGAAACAUGAAAAGAAUAAUUUCUCCCAGCAGAUUAGGGAAGUAGUACAUUCUUAAAUCCAUCUUUGUACAGUAAAAAGGGCAACCUUAAUAGCAAAGGAGAGGAGCCCAUAACAUUGUGUGGUAGCAGUGCUAAUUAUUUUCAGUACCGUUUAAUUAUUCAGCUCUAUAUUAUCUGUUGCUGGAUUUAUACCCUGCCAUAAACAUGUAGCUUGUGCAGGUGAGAAGCUUGUGCAAACAACUCAUAAUGAACUGAAAAGAGAUAACAACUAUCAUGGGUGUGGGAAGCCCAGGAUCCAAACCAACCCUUCCUUGUCAGGGAGACAUUGAGUCCUUCAGCCUCUUUGUUGUGUUCUUCCCCUCAGCCCAGCUACCGUGCAACAAACUACAGUGGUACCUUGGGUUAAGAACUUAAUUCGUUCUGGAGGUCUGUUCUUAAUCUGAAACCGUUCUUAACCUGAGGUACCACUUUAGCUAAUGGGGCCUCCCACUGCCGCCAUGCCACUGCCAUGCAAUUUCUGUUCUCAUCUUGAAGCAAAGUUCUUAACCCAAGGUACUAUUUCUGGGUUAGCGCAGUCUGUAACCUGAAGCGUCUGCAACCUGAGGUGCCACUGUAUUGCUACAACUGAAACUGGUAGAAAGAAGUUACUUGCUACUCAUGGUCAGGGAGCAGAGUGACUGGGGGGGGGGCAUGUGGGGUGUGUGGGAAACCAGUUGGAUAGGCCUGGAGAUCUGCAUUUGGGCCCUGGCCUGAGGUUCCCCAUCCCUGAUAUAUUGGACAGGCGGUCUCCAGCUGUUGAUGGACCCCAGCUCCAUCAUCUCAGACCGCUGCCUUUGCUGGCUAGGAGUUGGGAGUCCAGCAAUAUCUUGAAAGCCACUGGUUCCCCCAGCGCCUGAGUUAUUGGCUAUAGUGACUAAAUAGAAGCUCCCAUCUUGAGAUCUCAUCCCUCCGAUCAUCAACAGCAGAGAGUGCUCUAUAAACUUUAUACCCUGCUUAUUCUGUUUAAAUUGCACAGGGGCUUUGAUGAGUAAGAAAUGUACAAAUCCCAUUCAAUUAAAUAAUGAGCUCAGGGGCAUGUGGGUGGCCUCUGUUGGAAAUAGGCUUUUGAGCUAGAAGAGCCUUUGGUUAGUUCUGGUAAAGCAAACUCUGUGUGCUGUUUAGCCCAGCCUUCUGUAGUCCUGUGUGAAUUACAAUGCUGUUUUUCUCUCCUCUAGGACAAGACCACAAUGCUUCAUGGCCACCUACUAUUUCUCAUUGGACUGACAUUUGCAUACAGAGGAAUAAAUGCAGAUCCUCGGUGUGCCGCAACAGGCAGGCUUGUGAACUACGACUGGUGCAACUUCACACAGGUUCCCCCUCUGCCUGAAGGCAUUGUUUUACUCUCCCUAAAUUUCAAUUUCAUCCAGCAAGUGAAUGCCACAUCCUUCCCACUGCUGGAGACAUUGACGGUUCUGUCACUUGGAAGCCAGCUGGUCUCUCCUGUCACAGUAGGAAAGAAUGCUUUUAGGAAUUUGCCAAAUCUUCAUCAACUGGAUUUAGCUCACAAUAAAAUGAUUGUGCUGGAUCCACAGGCUUUCAGGGGGCUGGGGAAGUUAAGUAACCUUCUGCUAUACUAUAGUGAUCUUAACGAAUCCAUUCUGGAAAAGGAUUACUUUAAAGAUUUGGUCUCUCUGGAAUACCUGGACCUUGCAUUCAAUAAGAUCACUAGGCUUCACCCUCACCCUUCAUUGCGCAACAUGCAAAAGUUAACACUUCUGAACUUGAAAUUAAACCGCAUUGAAACCAUAUGUGAGGGAGAUCUCUACAGCUUUCAAGGAAAAGCUUUCACAUUGUUGAAUCUUAAUUCUAAUGGUUUGUUUAAAGGAGAUUCUCAAGACUGGGCAACUUGUGGCAAUCCUUUCAAAAACAUUGUCUUCGAUACGCUGGAUGUUGGUGGCAAUGGCUGGGGUAUAAGAACAACCCAGCAAUUCUGUGCAGCUAUUCAGGGAACACCACUUGUGGGUUUGAAGAUAUCGUCCCACACCAUGGGCUCAUCAUUUGGCUUUAAUAACAUGCCAGACCCAAACAACAACACAUUUGCAGGUCUUGCCCAGAGUGGCCUUCGCCUGCUUAAUAUUUCACAUGGCUUUAUCUUUUCUCUUAACCCACGUGUAUUUCAAUAUCUUGGUGAUCUGGAAUUGCUGGAUCUCAACUCUAAUAACAUAAAUAAAAUUCAAAAAGAAGCAUUCUUUGGUCUCUGGAGCCUACAACACCUAGACCUGUCGUACAAUCUGCUGGGAGAACUUUUGGAUUACACUUUUGAAGGUCUUCUAAAUGUGCGUAUUAUAGCUCUGCAACACAAUCAUAUUGGGGUGAUUGAUAGGGCUCCUUUUAAAGGCCUGUCAAGCCUUCACACUGUGGACCUCAGCGAUAAUGCUCUAAAAGUAAUCUUAACACUCCCAAGUCUCAGCUAUGCUUUUUUAGGUAGCAACCGGAUACAGUCUGGAGACCACAGCAAAAUAGUGGCUAUAAAUUCAACAUAUGUUGACAUGGGAGGAAACAGGAUGGACAAUCUGGGAGACCUCUAUGAACUUCUCCGAUAUCCAGUGCCACAGUAUAUUUUGUUAAGAAAUAAUCGCUUCUCCUACUGCUACAGGUACAACGAUAUAGCAGAAGACAACCAGUUGCUCUACUUGGAUCUUGGAGACAAUAUGUUGAAGCUUGUGUGGGAGAGAAGUUUGUGUUUGGAUGUGUUCAAGGGGUUGUCCAAGCUUCAGGUCCUGCAUCUCAAUAAUAACUACCUUAGUUUCCUUCCAGAGGGCAUCUUUGAUGGCCUGGUAUCACUGGUUAGGCUUAACUUGGCUUCAAACCUCUUAACUUACAUUUCUCACAGUGCUUUUCCUGUGAGCCUCAGGAAACUUGACUUAUCCUCGAAUCAGCUGCUUUAUCCAGAUCCUCAGCUCUUUGCAACUCUGGACAAUCUGGAUAUCACCUAUAACAGAUUUUACUGUAAUUGCCUCUUAAGCGACCUAAUUGUGUGGCUGAACCAAACCAAUGUCACCUUAGCUGGGUCACCAGAUGAAAGGUUUUGUUUUGGACCCCCUGAUCUUGCUGGCAAAAGCCUUCAUGAGUUUAAUGUUGAUGAUUGCAAUGAAGACAAGAUAUUGGAGCCUCUGCAGUUGUCGCUCUUCAUUUUUACCACCGUUGCUGUGACAAUGUUCCUAACGGUGGUGAUUGUUUUUGCUCGCUUUAGAGGAACUUGCUUCAUUUGGUAUAAGACCGUGGUAAGAGUAUUCUUGAAGGAGCAACAGCCAGCGUUGGAGGAAGAGACCUAUAGAUACGAUGCCUACAUGUGCUACAGCAGCAAGGAUUUUGAGUGGGUCCAGAACUCAUUGAUAAGGCACCUAGACCUCCAGUAUUCUGAUAAAAACAAAUUUGCUCUCUGCUUUGAAGAGCGAGAUUUCUUGCCAGGAGAGGAUCACAUCACCAACAUUCGUGAUGCCAUUUGGAACUGUAGGAAAACAAUUUGCGUUGUGACGAAGCAGUUUCUCAAGGAUGGCUGGUGUGUCGAAGCUUUUAAUUUUGCUCAGAGUCGGUAUUUUUGUGACCUGAAAGACGUCCUCAUAAUGGUGGUGGCUGGAUCACUUUCGCAAUAUCAGCUUAUGAAGUAUCAACCAGUCAGAGUGUUUUUGCAAAGGGGUCAAUACUUGAGGUGGCCCGAAGACCCCCAAGAUGUGGAGUGGUUUCUAAAUGCACUUUCUCACCAAAUACUGAAGAAGAAGGAAGUAAAAAAGAAACAGAAGAAGAAGAAGAAGAAGAAACUCAAGAGGAAGAAAUCAAAGACAUUGGAAAUGAAUGUUAUUACCAUCUCUUAG